GCAAGAAACGGCGCCAACCCACCGGUGCGAAGUGGUAUAAGAGUCGCACAGAGUGCAAAAAACAGAGCUACGACGGGUCUAGGGCCAGAGCAGCGGAAUGGAUCCCAGAAUUGUUUGCCCGCAGUAAUUACAUCUCGCAAGUUCGAAAGUCUAGCCCGGCCGUGGUAAAGCUCCAGCAUACGAAACAGAAGAGGGAUCAUCAUGGCUACAACAGAAAUCCAGGAACCACCAUCCGCCGUUGAAUCACCGUUCUGGGCCAUUCUGGCUUUUUUCGGGGGAAACGAAAAAGCCUUUCCCGUGUUUUCGACAACACGGUUCGCUGGAUCAUAUUUUGGAAGCGAUCCAGAAGGUCCAGGUUGGGACGGUUCAACGGCAAUCAGGAUAGGCAUCAAAUCGACAGGAGCCGCUAGGAUCUGGGGUCAUGCGUUCGUCUCAGGUCCGGAUUCUGUUGAAAUUGGCACCGUCCGCACGGCAAGGCGGGAGAAGGCUUUAGGUUCGGAGGCCAUAUUAGAAUCUUGCAGGGCUCCACGCGACCGUUUGGCAAUGAGGCGCUCAUCUUUCGCCGCUCUCAUCCUCUCGUUCCGCGGAUUAGCCCGGGGAGUCGAGUCCGAUCUUCGACAUGUCGUGCGUGGACGAUGUGCUGUCAUCCAGAGAAAAAGAGGCUCGUCCAGCAACCGGUGUCUGGCAUCUCGCAUCGCAUCGCAUCGCAGCUUUCUCUUAUUGUUGCGCGAGGCAAACUCGCUCGAUGGCACUGGCGAUAUACACGCCAUUGGGUACAUUUCGACCUUGCUACCGCGUAAAGCGACCCUGCCGCUUCAAUCCUGUUCUCUUUUGCGCACUCCCCGCAUGACAGACCGAACGAACGAACAUCCAAGGCCCAAUCUUCAGAGUGAUUCCACCUCCAGGGCCAGACCAGCGGGAACGACAGUUGGCCCGACGUGCUUCUGGCGUUUUGCCCACUUGCUGCGCGUCGGAAAAUUGACCUCAGCGGCGUUCUGGAGCCGAUUGAGUUGCGUUCGUCCUGUCACCGCUUCCCGCUGGCCAGAUUGCGAUCUCGAAACAUGGGUCAGGAGCGACCCAUGCCCACUGAUCUCUGGACUUGAAACCGUGGUGCUCGGAUAA
This is a messenger RNA of Paecilomyces variotii, 1122 nucleotides long. RefSeq lists its product as hypothetical. Bases 202 to 1122 code for a protein of 306 amino acids. Lineage: Eukaryota; Fungi; Ascomycota; Eurotiomycetes; Eurotiales; Thermoascaceae. The transcript is spliced from 4 exons. The record is from RefSeq and is a predicted model, not a curated record.